Rotaria sp. Silwood2 is the source of this 894-nucleotide messenger RNA. NCBI's taxonomy places the organism in Eukaryota, Metazoa, Rotifera, Eurotatoria, Philodinida, Philodinidae. The record is from the annotation of a GenBank genome assembly.
AUGACAACAGCAGUAGCAGCAGCAUCAACUUUAUCUUGUCGUUCUCGUUUCUUCGAUCUUAUGCGUGAAACUGGUGAUAAAUUAUCACCGAUUAAAGGCUAUCGACAGUUGGUACAACCUUCACUCGAAGAAGCAAUCGUUUCCAUACAAAAACACAAAGCAUUCAACAUCGAUGGUGACAUUCAAAACAAAGUUUCUUUCGCUACAAAGCAAUGCUCCCAAGAAGAUGAUCUUUAUAGUCUUACCGUAGAUGAAAGUGCAGCGAUUCAAAUUUAUACAAUAGAGUCAAAGACAGAACAAGAAAGUCUUUUUUAUGUACUGAACUCUACACUUCGUCAGGCAGAUCGUAGUGAAUUGAAACCGUUAUUACCCUAUUUAAAACUUCUAAUUGAAGGCUUAGAAAAAUUACCAUCGUUCAGUGGUCUUAUCUAUCGCGGUGUUAACUGUAAUAUUUCAAGUAACUUCAUAAAAGGAAAAAAACUCACGUGGUGGGGCUUUAGUUCCUGCACACGAUCACUGGAUGUGUUGAACAGAGAAGAUUUCUUGGGGAAAAGUAGUCAAAGAACACUUUUCUAUAUUGAAUGUAUUAGUGGCAAAUCGAUUCAAAGCUAUUCGUAUUCUUCACCGAACGAUGAAGAAGUUCUUCUACUGCCUGGUACUGAGUUUCUGAUUACGAACAAAAAACGAACAAAGCGUGGUUUGAGUAUUGUUCAUCUCAGAGAGAUUCUAGCAAAGAGUCCUACGUCGCAUGACACUGAAAUUGUUGAUCUUAUUGAGAUGGCACCACCAGAUGAAGCCGAUUUUCGAGAGGAAACAAAACAAAAGAUGUGUGGACACGACUGCAAUCUAUGGGCAACACUGCGGUGUUGUAACUGUUCAGGUUUGUGUUUGUGA